This is a messenger RNA of Batrachochytrium dendrobatidis JAM81, 1347 nucleotides long. RefSeq lists its product as uncharacterized. Gene Ontology annotation, cellular component: RSC-type complex. Bases 1 to 1347 code for a protein of 448 amino acids. The transcript has 2 exons. NCBI's taxonomy places the organism in Eukaryota, Fungi, Chytridiomycota, Chytridiomycetes, Rhizophydiales. The record is from RefSeq and is a predicted model, not a curated record.
AUGCCAGGAUCCGUAUCGUCUCCUAUUGACACAACCGAUGCCGAGCUUGGCAUGGUGGUGCCUCAUCUAGAAGCCCAGCCAUUUGAGUCGGAAGAUUUUCACAUCACCUCGUUAUCUGGCAUAUCCAUGUUUGCAUCUCAAGCCUGUCAAACUCUACAGGAACGAGUUCAUCAAACUCUACACAUUAUCCGUAAUCUGUCCUUUAUGCCUGAAAAUGCUCUUGCAUUCAGUAAGGAUCAUAGAAUGCUGACUCUUUUCGCAAAGGCCAUUGCAUUGCCAGCAGAUACAAUUUACGUCGAGAUCAAACAAUAUGCUUUGGAAAUUUACGAGAAUCUUGCGUCUUUUAUCAUCCUUCGAGGCCAAAAUGAUUUUUACCUAACUUGUCUCAAACAAAUGCUGUUUGAAAAUGACAGGGGAAGGGUUGUUGGAUCACUCCGAUGCAUGAUUCGCCUUACUAUGACUGAAGCGAACGAAAAGUCGAUCAUGGGCAUAGAAACAAGCAUCAUUCAACGACUGAUACAGCUGUUGUUGAUACCAGAUGAAGAGAUUAUAAGCGGGGUGAUGGAGUUCCUGUACCUGUUUUCCGGACUAGGAAGUGAAAUCGGAGUGAGAAUUAUGCAGUGUGUGAGGUUUAAUGUGUUGAGGCUAUUUUUAAAGUUUUUGGAAUGGAAAGGAGUAGGAAAAGUGUCUACUCAUGUUCAUGGUAGUUCUGCUCCUCCCAUUGCAGCAAAUACAAGUUCUGUUGCAGCACCUGGAGCGGCUUUGGCGAGUCGUCCUACCACACCUGCCAUGGCUGUACCAUUUACUCCGGCUCUUCAACGUCCACCAGCUUAUUUAGAUCCACGUGCCAUUGACCAUUUUCAAGCUGCCAUUUGGUUACAGGGGAUUCUUGAAGCAGAUGCUACGUAUGCCAUUCAUCAAGUAGGAUUGAUGAACGAAUACGAAGCAUACUGUAAAAUGACGAACCUCAAAGCGCUUCAACUUCCUGAACUGAUCAAACUGAUCCAAAACAUAUUUGUAGGAUCAACAAGCAGAGAUCACGCAUCAGCACCAGGUGUAACCAUUAUAAACGGUGUCAUCAAGGGAAUUCGUCCUAGAUUAAACACGACCGCAUCGACUAGCACUCAUUUGGUGAAUGUGAUGUCUCAUUUGCAUCAUAUAUUUCCCGAGGCAAAUGAUGAGUUGAGAGGUAUUCCGUUGAGUGCUGUACUAGUAUUGCGAAAUAUUGCUCGGCAUCCGGAUAAUCGCGAGUUUUUUUCUCCUUUUGAAGGAGAUUUAGCUCAGCUGAUGCUUUUACCGAGAUUUAACAAGGUUGUUGGGACAAUCUUGGCCGAGUUGAAAGGAUAA